AAUAAAGAUAUUAUUUUUAGCCUUAGCUAGUGACAACCCUUAGAGCCGCCAGCAGCAGCACCGCCAGCAGCAGCACCGCCAGCAGCAGCACCACCGCCACCACCAGCACCACCAGCACCGCCAGCACCACCACCACCAGCACCGCCAGCACCACCACCACCAGCACCGCCAGCACCACCACCACUAGAGCAGCAGCAGUAGUAGUGGUUGACGUGUCACACAGUAAUGAUGCUUAAAGCUGUUAUUCUUAUAGGUGGACCUCAGAAAGAUAUCAUUCCCUGGUUCUAUACUGGCACACGAUUUCGGCCUUUGUCUUUGGAUGUGCCCAAGCCUCUGUUUCCAGUAGCAGGCCUUCCCAUGGUCCAGCAUCAUAUAGAAGCAUGUGCAUCUGUGCCUGACAUAAGAGAAAUUUUACUCCUUGGGUAUUUCCCAGCACAGCAACUGCAGCAGUUUGUGGCAGACAUGAUUGCUGCAUACAAAAUUAGGAUCAGAUAUCUUCAAGAAUACCAAGCCUUAGGCACAGCAGGAGGCAUUUAUCACUUCAGAGAUCAAAUUAGUUCAGGAAAUCCUGAUGCUUUCUUUGUGUUGAAUGGGGAUGUGUGUGGAGAUUUUCCUCUGCAGGAAAUACUAAAUUUUCAUACCAGCCUCUCAACACCUUCCCUCAUCACUAUCAUGGGCACAGAAGCCACACGGCAGCAAUCCACUAUGUAUGGCUGUAUUGUUGAAGACAAAGAAACGCAUCAAAUUCUCCACUAUGUUGAGAAACCAUCCACCUUUGUGUCUAAUUUGAUCAAUUGUGGCGUAUACAUUUGCUCUCCUGAUAUAUUCAAGCGAGUAGGAGAAAUUUUUAAUUCCAGACAAGAUUUUUAUAGCUGUGAGGAUUCUGAAGGUACAGAAAGUAUUCAGUUGGAGCAAGACAUUCUUAUGCCCAUUGCUGGAACUGGCCAAGCCUAUGUUUACACCACUGACAGAUGGUGGUCUCAGAUUAAAACAGCAGGUUCUGCUAUAUAUGCCAAUCGCCACUACCUCCAACUUUACCACAAAACCAAGAAUGAACGCUUAGCAGUAAAUGGACCAGAUAAACCAACUAUUAUUGGUGAUGUUUAUAUUCACCCAACAGCAACUGUUGAUCCAUCAGCCUUGUUGGGCCCAAAUGUGAGUGUUGGCAAGAAUGCAGUGAUAGGUGCUGGAGUUCGCAUACGAGAAUCUAUCAUCCUAGGCAAUACCACUAUUCAGGAACACAGUUGUGUUCUUUACACUGUCGUUGGGUGGAACUCUACUGUUGGGGCCUGGACACGACUAGAAGGUACACCAUGUGACCCUAAUCCAAAUAAACCGUUUGCAAAAAUGGACAAUGUUCCACUCUUCAAUGCUGAAGGCAAACUAAAUCCAUCAAUCACUAUUCUUGGUAAUGAUGUCAAAGUGCCCUCUGAGGUGGUGGUGAUAAACUCCAUAAUUCUUCCUUACAAAGAACUUUCAGCUAGCACCAAAAAUGAGAUCAUUCUCUAAGUAGUGAUGCAAUGUCACUGUUCCAUCUGAAGUGAUAGUCUUGAAUUCCAUUGUAUUACCCUACAAGGACCUUCCAAGGAGUUACAAGAAUGAAAUUAUUUUAUAGGUUAAGUGAAGAAAUAUUUGCUGCUAAUGUUUUUUAUAGACAUUUUAAUGCUAAUCUUGAAACUUAAAACUUAUUGCCAGUAUGUAUUUAUUCAGUUAAAACUUAUAUUUUUGAAUAAAGAUUGUAAAAUA
This is a messenger RNA of Cherax quadricarinatus, 1746 nucleotides long. RefSeq names its product GDP-mannose pyrophosphorylase A (gene Gmppa). Gene Ontology annotation, biological process: biosynthetic process. The record is from RefSeq and is a predicted model, not a curated record. Gene Ontology annotation, molecular function: transferase activity. Gene Ontology annotation, cellular component: cytoplasm. NCBI's taxonomy places the organism in Eukaryota, Metazoa, Arthropoda, Malacostraca, Decapoda, Parastacidae.